Lingula anatina is the source of this 2628-nucleotide messenger RNA. RefSeq names its product solute carrier family 67 member A2. Gene Ontology annotation, biological process: transmembrane transport. Gene Ontology annotation, molecular function: transmembrane transporter activity. NCBI's taxonomy places the organism in Eukaryota, Metazoa, Brachiopoda, Lingulata, Lingulida, Lingulidae. The record is from RefSeq and is a predicted model, not a curated record. Gene Ontology annotation, cellular component: nuclear envelope.
GCUUACAUGUACCUGUGCAAAUUAAUGGGUACCGGACUCUCUAUCAUAGAGGACUCUCUGUCAAGUCACACCGGCCCACACCUGGGCCAGGUUAUCACAUCUUGAUCUGAAUGAAGUAAGCUAAUCUGUUUGCGGUCACUUGGAUCUCAAUGAUGGCCUUAAUCGAAUAAGUUUCAAAUACAGCCGAAAAGGGGACGUCGCCCAGCAGCGUUGAGUUGAGGAUUUGCGUGUGUAACAAAUGGAGGAGGCAACUGCCAUCAGGCAAACCUGCGGUAUUCCUCUUUUAUAUAGUGCAGUUUUGUCAUAUUUGUGGUUUUCUAUGAAUUACACGAACGUAUAUGGAGGUGUCAGCUGUGACCCAAAAGGUCUAUGUAGUGACUUCACGCAUUCAAUUUAUGAAGGUCACAUUCCAUUAGUAGUCAUGCCGCUGUCACUAUCGGUAUGACAGUGUAAAUAGUGUGUAUAUUUAAGCUCAGAGUCCAGGAACAGCUUGGAGUCUUUAAGCUACGUUUGGGCUCUGCAAGUGAUGCCCAUUAGCAACGAGUACACAAAAGAUGAAUGUAUCAUGACCGCUGCCUGGACUGGACUAAUGAUGGAAAUGAGAGGUCGAUCUGCACCCCUGUCGAAGAGGAGUAUCCCAGGGGCGUUGCUGAAUGUGAUAUAUUUAUCCGGUUUUUUAGACCUGUUCGGAGUUAGCUUAAUUCUUCCGUGGCUUACCAGUUAUGCAAAAGAUCUAGGGGCGUCUGCCACUCUAAUUGGAAUGCUAGGCUCCUUAUAUGGUUCACUGCAGUUUAUCUCUGGCCCUGUCUUAGGCAAGUGGAGUGAUGUUUCAGGUCACAGACAUGCACUGAUUCUGUGUCUCAUUCUCUCAGCUUUUGGAUACUUCUUAUUAGGAUUUUCUUACUCACUGGUAUUUGUAUUUCUGGCGAGAAUUCCAAUAGGUAUCUUCAAGCACAGUCGUACCAUUACCAAAGCCUACAUAACUGACAUUGUCCCUAAAGAUCACCAGUCAGCAACAUUUGGCAGAUUUAAUGCAGUGUGCUCUAUUGGUUUUAUUCUGGGUCCCCCUGUAGGAGGUCACAUAGCAGAACUUCCUGGUGGGUUUCAGUUAGCAGCUAUGCUAGCUGGAGGGAUCUUUCUUUUAAAUGCAGGAAUGCUAUGGUUUUGUGUUCCUGAAGUCAACUCAAAGCUCAAGUCAGUGGCAAGUCUAGAGGUCACAGCAACACAAAGUAAACUGGAUAAUAAUAAUGAAGAGACCACAAAAUCACUUGAAUUGCAACCUAAAGUAAGAAGGGUAGCCUUCAGUCCAUCUAAGCUUCUAUAUUCAUUUAAAUAUAUUGACUGGAGGAAUCUAUGGGACAUUUUCUUGAUAAGAUUGACAUUAGGUAUUGGGACGUUGCUUUACAAAAACCACUAUGCUCUCUUCUUGAAAGCCAGGUUUAGUGCUUCCCCAAGCACUGUUGGAUAUAUGAUGUCCUACAGUGCAAUAGCAAGUGCUUGUACUGGUUUUGUUAUAGGAAACAUAGCAGAUUGGUAUAAAGAUGACAGAAAAUUGUUACUUCACUCAACUUUCAUGAUGUUUAUAUCAUUUACCAGCACUGUUUUUGUCCCAGAUUUAUUUUGGCUGCUGAUCAUUGUAACUCCAUUGGCAUUCAGCACAGCCAUUUCAAGAAUUUGUGUAACAAGUCUCACCAUACAGAAAGGUCAUCGGCAUGAUUCUGGGGUACUGCUUGGUUUAGGGCAGAGUUUUACAGCCAUGGGAAGAAUAAUAUCUCCCACUUUAGCCAGCCUCUCCUCUGAAAUCUCAGUUGUAGCACCAAAUGUUAUAUCAGCAGCAUGCAGUUUUAUAGUUUUUAUACUUAUGGUUAUUUUGUCAAGGAAAAAGCAAGUAGAAGUAAAUGAAAAAAUCAAGUAAAAUGUCAUAAUAUUUCAUGAUUUUUAAGAUACUUUGAACAAUACGGUAUAUGGUUACCCUAACGUAUUGAACUGUCAUUGCUGUUUAUGCAUGGGGGGAAUACAUGUAUGUGUUUGAAACAAUGAAAAGAAAUCUACCUCAAAUAAAUUUAUGAUUUAAAAGACCUGCAAGUUUUGAGGGACUUUGACAAAUUAGGAUUUAUUUCUUUAUUGGUUUAGAAAAUACAGAAUGUAUUAUGAGACAAUGCUGUCACAUCAAAAAUACAUCGGAGGUGAAUCUUCAAAGUUGAUGAUGUUGCAUGCAGUUGUGUUCAUGGGUCGAUAUCUUAAAUGUGGAUUUAAAACAGAUCUACCUCACUUGAUCAGCUAUCAACACCACCUAUUUAAUCACGGCAAUGAGGAAUUUUUGGAAACUGAUGACAACAGUACCUUAGUACACAUAACAUGGAGAUUCAAAAAAGUAACAAUUUUCCAAUAUGAGAGACAUAUAUUAUAAAAGGGAGUUUUUGCUUAAAUUUUUUUUAUUUUUAUUUUGUUUGCACAAGUAAUACAAAAGCUAUUUUGUGAAAUGUAGGGCUUGAUGACAUAUUGAGCCCCCUUUAAGAUCCACGAUGAAUAAUUAUAAUGAAUAAUAUUAUUAUAUUUUUGUAUUUAAACACAUUUUUUUCAAAGAAUUUUUACUGUGAUCUGAAGUUGAUGUAAGUGAUGCACCUU